GGAAGAGCGGACGAGCAGAGAGGGAAACCAGAGCCGGAACCCGGUCCAUCCUAUGCUUGCCAGACCUGGAGGAUGAAGACGGAAGAGGCUCCUUCUUGUCUCCAGCAGGCCACACCCGUCCUGGGCUAUGGCUCAGAGUCCAAAAUGCGAGAGGUUUGUGCUGGCUGCAACACCCCGAUCUCCGACCGCUUCCUGCUGAGGGUGAAUGAGCGUUCGUGGCACGAAGGCUGCUUGAAGUGUGCCGCUUGCCUGCAAACUCUCUCCGGCACUUGCUACUGUCGCAACCGGCAGCUGUAUUGCAAGCAUGACUAUGAAAAGCUCUUCCAGACUAAAUGCAGUGGUUGCCUCAAAGCAGUGGCUCCCUCAGAGUUCAUCAUGCGGGUGCUGGAAAACGUCUAUCACGUCCACUGUUUCUCCUGCUGUGAGUGCGAGAGGCGGCUGCAGCGUGGCGAUGAGUUUGUACUCAAAGAAGGGCAGCUGCUUUGCCGCAGUGACUAUGAGAAGGAGAGAGACAUGCUGAGCGCAAUCAGCCCUGCUCCCACUGAGUCAGUGAAGAGUGAGGAUGAGGAUGGGAGCCACCCGCAGGGCAAAGGCAGCGAGGAAGCCAAGGACCACAAGCGCUCCAAGCGGCCACGGACCAUCCUCACCACCCAGCAGCGCCGUGCCUUCAAGGCCUCCUUUGAAGUCUCCUCCAAGCCCUGCCGGAAGGUGAGGGAGACCUUGGCAGCUGAAACGGGCUUGACUGUUCGGGUGGUGCAAGUUUGGUUCCAGAAUCAAAGGGCCAAGAUGAAGAAGAUCGCCCGCAGGCAGCAGCAGCAGCAACAGCAGGAGCAGGAGCAGCUUGGCAAUCCACGCCUGGGGACGGGAAGGGGGACUGGAAGGAGCAGCAGGCAAAGCAAUGAAGACAGCGAAGAUGGUGCCAGUGUGCACGGAAUCGAGGGUCUGAUGGUGCCAUACUCCAGGAUUGCCCAACAGCAGCUGCUUCCCCUGGAUCAGAACAGCUACAGCACAGACUUGUACCGGCAAGGACUCACCCCACCCCAGCUGCCAGGAGACCAUCUCCACCCCUAUGAUUCAGAAGGCGUCUUCCAUGACAUGGACAGUGACACCAUUGGCCAUUUGGGUGACUGCCUGCUGUCAGCGGCUGAAGCCAACCUCCUGCAGACCCGAGUGGGCAACCCCAUUGACCGGCUCUACUCCAUGCAAAGCUCCUAUUUCACCUCCUGACCGUGGGGACCUUCCUGGCUCUUCCACCUGAUCUAUGCCACUCUGGGCUUAGAAGGGUGGAACGGCACAGAGGAGCAAGCCCGUUGCAUUCGGAAGGACUCUUUGGACGCUGCAAAGUGAAGGAGGCAUGCAAGGCUGCCGGCCAUUGGAAGGCGAAGCCUUAGGUGCUGAAGUUGAGUCUCAGAGGACUUUGCUGCACUGCCUCUCCCCUUGCCCUUCACCCAGUGUCCUAGAGAUGGACAAUUUCACAUUGUGUAGCUUGUAUUUCUAGCAGUGUGUUUUUGUGCUUAAACUGUGUAGGGCAUUAAGGCUAAUUUGAUGCAUCACCAGCAGAGACGGAGACCUGGCUCAUGCUGGGGACAAGGUUUUCAGGGCCACGGGGCUGCUUUUCAUCCAGCUUGUUGUUCCUUGUUAAUACUCUGCAGCCUUAGCACAACUAAGAGCUUACUUUUCAGGAACAUGGGGGGUCUGAGAGGUGCUUUAGAAACAUUAGGUUAGUUUUAUACUUUAACUAUUAUGCCACUCUAAAGAAUUAUGGGAAAUGUAGUUUGCAGAAGGUCCUGAGAGCUCCCCACUAGAGCUACUUAAACCCCCCUCCAGAGAGGAGAAAUGAGUGUUAAACUAGAUAUGAUUAUAGUGAAGACAUGCUCUUAGAUUCAAAGUGUUCCAAGCAUCUCAAAGAGAGGGUCUAGCAGGGGGGGGGGAAUCUGUGGCCCUUCAGAGGCUGCUAAGUGGCAAUUCUCAUCAGCUCUAACCAGCAUGGCCCAAUGAUCAAAUGAUGGCAGCCAGAAUCCAGCAAUUGCCAGAGAGCCACUAGUUCCCCAUCCUUGCUGUAGAUGGAAGGCAGUUUUGCUCUCUGUUCAUCCUUUGACUCCCUUGCUCUUGAACACCUCCAUCUUCUCUUUAAGCUUUGCCCCCAAUACUUUCAAUCAGCCACUUGAUGCUUGCUGGAGAUUUCACACAAUAUAGUCCCUGCAGGAUGGUUUCAUUAGCCAAGGCAGCAGGGCCAUCUUAAGCAUAUCUGGCGCCGUGGUGCAAAGCUCCCUCCGGCACCCCCACCCCCAUUUCCCAGAGAUUUUUAGGGAGGAAGGCACUGCCGGCGGGGUUGGAGGAGGCAGGCAGGGGCUGGAGGGCGGCUCCUCCGGCGGGGAAGAGGCAGAGGCUGGACGUGGUGCCUCCUGGCUCAGCUGGCCACUUCGUGCCGCGGUCGCCAUGGCAGACGGAGGCUCCAGGCGCGACGCUGCUUUGACAUGGCAUGGCAGAGGCGGGUGAGGGUGGCAAGCUGAUGCCGGGAGGCACCACGUCCAGCCUCCGCCUCUUCCCUGGCACCCUCCAGAACUUGGCACCCUGAUGCCCCGCACCACUAGCCUCUAUGGAUAAGACGCCCCUGCAAGGCAGCACAGCAGACCUCAGAACAGUUCCUUCCAUCACCAUAGCAGCAAACAAUUUGGAUCCUCUUGUCCUGCUUAAAAACCUCCAAGGAAGGAAAGUCAGGGAGACUGUCCCACUGUUGAACAGCUCUGACUGUCAGAAAGUUCUUCCUAAUGUUUAGUAUAAGUCUCCUUUCUUGUACCUUGAAUCCAGAGCAGGAGAAAACAAGAUUGCACUCUCUUCCAUGUGGCAGUCCUUCAGAUAUUUGAAAAUGCCCAGUGUAUCUCCUCUGUGAUUCAUGAUGAUCCAUUACAAGUUACAAAAUCAUUAUAUGGAGUGAAGUCCCUUUUGUUGCUGAUGAUCUGAGAUGUGCCUGGGCAAAGCAAAUAUCUGGAAUGUGCCAGGAGGCAAAUGAUCUUGUAUAGAAAUGUCCAGUACAAAACCAGACCUCUCUUCUAGACUGGCCACCAACAUCAAUGCUGCUUUAUAAACAGC
This is a messenger RNA of Zootoca vivipara (common lizard), 3093 nucleotides long. Its product is annotated as LIM/homeobox protein LMX-1.2-like. Gene Ontology annotation, biological process: regulation of transcription by RNA polymerase II; neuron differentiation. Gene Ontology annotation, molecular function: RNA polymerase II transcription regulatory region sequence-specific DNA binding; DNA-binding transcription factor activity, RNA polymerase II-specific. NCBI's taxonomy places the organism in Eukaryota, Metazoa, Chordata, Lepidosauria, Squamata, Lacertidae. The record is from RefSeq and is a predicted model, not a curated record. Gene Ontology annotation, cellular component: nucleus.